UCUGAGAUAUAUAACAUCGCUGUUCGUCAGCCUGUAUCUCUCUGUUAAAUGGGAGAAGAGGUAGACUACAAUUAAGAGCAUUAGCGGUCUUAUCUUACUGAAAUUGCAUCCUCUACAUCAACCCCCCCCUUCAAGAAAAGGGUCCCAUCUGUAAAAGCAUGAAAAUGCAUCCUCCUGGGUUACUGUUUUCUUUCUUAUCAGCAUGGUUCAUUUCCACAGUUCAAGGGCAGAGUCAGAAGUUAAAAUCCAUGCAUUGCAAUGUCAAGACGAUGUUCACCUUGGCUACACCUUGCACCUCCUGUGCUGUGGCCACCAAAGUGGUGUGUCCAAAAGGGUGGAUAAAGAUGACCCAAGCGCUAGGAGAGAGAGGCUGCAGAUACACAGUAAAUCUUGGAGAAGACACCCUUUCCCUACUAGGGUGCAGUCACAUGUGUAAGAAGGAAAUUGAGGAGAAAAAAUGCUGCCCGGGAUUCUGGGGUACUGAGUGCUAUGAAUGCCCUGGUGGACCUGAAAAGCCCUGCAGUGGCCAUGGGACCUGUUUGGAUGGUAUAACUCGGAAUGGAACCUGCACCUGUGAGGGGAGGUAUGGCGGCUUUGCCUGCCAAGAUUGUCUGGAUGAGAAUCUGUUUGGCCCUGACUGUCAAUCAGUGUGUGACUGUCAGCAUGGAGUGUGCAACCACGGGAUCUCUGGUGAUGGAAACUGUACCUGCCAUGGAGGUUACACUGGCCCGAAGUGCGAUCAAGAACUUCCCCUUUGCAGAGGUGUAGCCUGCGGGAACAAGGCCCAGUGUGUGCUGAUGAACGGGAUGGCGAUAUGUGACUGCAUGCCAGGCUAUAGAAAGAGUGGGAGCAUAUGCCAAGCUCAGGAUCCUUGUACUUCAUCACCGUGCUCCUCGUUAGCUGUCUGUAAGGCUCUCAGUCCAGAAAAAUAUGAAUGCACGUGCAAAGAUGGUUAUCAUGGAGAUGGGAAGAUAUGCCAACCCAUCAAUCCAUGCAUUAUCAAUAAUGGAGGCUGCCCUGAAAAUACCACCAUCUGUAUCUAUAAAGGUCCAGGAAAGUCGUCAUGUGUUUGUAAGCCUGGAAUGAGUGGCCUGAACCCUUCAGUGGGCUGCUCAUCUGUCAGUGAGUGUCAGCGGUACUUCUGUGACGUGAGUUCAAAAUGUAAAAUGAGUCCAGAUGGGACUGCCAGCUGUGUCUGCAAAGAUGGAGAGAUUGGAGAUGGGAGAAGUUGCUACAAAAAUCUCAUGAGUGAAAUCUCUCAGAUGAAUACUCGAGGAAGAUGGUACAAGAACUUAAACAGUGCAAACAAAAUGUUUGCUUCAGGGUGUUCUUUGGCACUGACAAAAUAUGGGCCUUUCACUGUCUUUGUGCCAAGCCGUCAACUGUAUAGUGAUAGAACUGACUUCAAUGACACAAUCGCCCAGCAUUUAUGCAAAAUGCAUAUAAUUCCUGGUCAGCAUUUGGUGGAAGAUAUGGUCAAGACCAAGACACUGUGGACGUUGUCUGGGCAUCAGCUGACGUUUAAUGAUCAGAUACAGUCCUACACCAAGAGCUUUAGGUAUCAAGACCUUCCAGGGGAAUUGUAUACUGUCAUCCAGUCAAACAUACCAGCAUCCAAUGGAAUUAUACAUAUUGUUAACACUCUAAGGAAAACAACCAGCUUUCGCAACCUUGGAAAUCCACAGAAAACCAUUGGGGAGAUCCUUGCUUCAAUGGAGAUCUUCAGUCGAUUUGAAACUAUCCUGGAGAACUGUGGCCUGCCUUCGAUACUGGAUGGACCAGGACCCUUCACUGUGUUUGUGCCAAGCAACAAUGGAGUGGAUAAGUUAAGAGAUGGGAGACUUAUUUAUCUUUUUACAGAGGGGAUAAAUAAGCUUCAGGAGCUUGUGAAACAUCACAUCUACACUGGAGCAGCGGUGACUGUAGAGAAGCUGAUAACAAUGCCACAGAUUAUAACCAUGGCAAACCAGAUACUUACCAUCAAUAUCACUGAGAAUGGGAGAAUUCUGUUGGAUGAUUCUGGGAUUCCUUUAAACAAGAGGGACAUUGUGGCAUCAAAUGGUAUCAUUCAUACCUUGGAUGGCAUCUUCAUUCCUCCUUCAAUAAUUCCCAUUCUGCCUCAGAGGUGCAAUGAAGAACAGCACAAAAUCAUAGCAGGCUCUUGUGUUGAUUGUGGGGCCCUGAACACCAGCGUUUGCCCUCCUCACAGCACAAAAAUGGCUCAGGAGAUCUAUCCAAGUGAAUGUGUCUACGUCCAUGAUCCAUUAGGCUUGAAUGUCCUGAAGAAGGGCUGUGCCCGGUACUGCAAUCAAACCAUUCUGAAACCUGGGUGUUGCAAAGGAUUCUUUGGUCCUGACUGCAUGCCAUGCCCUGGUGGAUUCUCCACUCCAUGCUAUGGCAGAGGGAAUUGUAGUGAUGGAAUGCAAGGGAACGGCAACUGUCUCUGCUUUGAGGGUUUCAAAGGAAUAGCCUGCCACAUCUGCUCAAACCCAAACAAGCAUGGGGAGAACUGUGAUGAAGAUUGCGGUUGCAUCCAUGGAAUUUGUGAUAACAGGCCGGGCAGCAAGGGAAAGUGCCAGUCCCGUUCAUGUAAGGAUGGCUAUACAGGAGAAUUCUGUGACAGGACUUCUCAGAACUGUGGCCCAACUGCAUCUCAGUAUUGUCACCGGAACGCAGUCUGCAGUCUCAACAACACAGCAAGGUGCAUCUGUACUGAUGGCUAUGAAGGGGAUGGAUUUUCCUGCCUGCCCAUUGAUCUUUGUAAGAAGCAGGAACGAGGAGGCUGUUCAGAAAAUGCCAUAUGUACCAGUACAGGCCCUGGUACUGCUACCUGUCAGUGUAACAAGGGCUGGACUGGGGAUGGAAAAGCCUGUGUUGCUAUAGAUAACUGUGUUCUGGAGACAAGAGGGGACUGCCACAUGAAUGCAGACUGCAGCUUUGUUGGACCUGGACAGAGCAAGUGUAUGUGCAAGCGUGGCUAUGCUGGUGAUGGCUAUAACUGUGAAUCCAUUAAUCCCUGCAAGCUGGACAAUGGUGGUUGCCAUGAUUUGGCUGUGUGCGAGCCUCUUGGAGGAGGGGAACGGUCCUGUGCUUGUGCUCCUGGUUACAUGGGAGAUGGACUUACAUGUUAUGGAGAUGUAUUAAAGGAGCUGGCCAGGAAUUCCCACUUUGCAGGCUUCUAUGAGUGGAUUAAGAAGUCUCUCUUCAGCAUCCCAGCAGGAGUCAAUGUCACUGUUUUGGUGCCCACAGAAGCCGCCAUCAAAAACCUGAGCCAGGCUGAAAAAGAUUUCUGGCUGAAGCCCUACACGCUGCCAUUUUUAGUCAGGUCCCAUUUUCUCCAAGGUUCCUUCACUAGUGAGCAGCUUAAAGAGCACAAGGGUGAGGAGUUACCUACUCUCAAUCCACGAACCAGAUGGGAGAUAACCAACAGCAGCGGCGCUAUAAUGAUUCAGAAUGCAGUCAUUGUAGUAGCUGACAUUCCUGCUAUUAACAGCACUAUUUAUAUCCUAAAUAAGGUUUUGUUACCACCUUUAGGAGAUAUCCCACCAAGUCGCCCCGGUCUGCAGCAACAACUCGAUAUGGUCCCCGCAUUUACUCUGUUUAAGGAGUUGUUACUGCAAUACCAGUUGAUUGGAAAUAUUGAGUCCUCUGAAAAAUAUACCAUUUUUGUCCCAGGAAACAAUUCAAUUGGGGAAUAUUGCCACUCUUCCAACAUUACCCAACUGGAUAAUGACACUGUGCAGUACCAUGUUGUACUUGGAGAGAAGCUCUCCUCUACAGACUUGAAAAAUGGAGUCCAUAAAAGCACAAUGUUAGGAGUCUCCUACUGGCUAAUGUUUUAUAAAAACAACAACCAGACAUUUGUAAACAGUGUCCGCUUAGACGGUAAAUUUUUCGAAACCAAGAAUGGGAUGUUGAUUGGGGUUUCUGGGGUUCUACAGAUUCAGAAAAAUCGUUGCACUGCCAAUACCACAGUGAUUCAGAAGUCGAGAUGCGCUAAGUGUGACAGGGGGAUAAAGUGUCCUUCCGGAUCGGUCCUGGCGGAAACUCCAGGAGAAGGGAAGAUGCCACAUUGUUUAUAUAAACUUGGAGUUUCAAAAGUAGUUGGUUGUUAUUUCACCUGUGUUAAAGUUUCUUUAGUCUCUAUCUGCUGUCCAGGUUACUAUGGACAUAUGUGUGAGAUGUGCCCAGGGAAGCCAGGCAGCUCGUGUUCAGGGAAUGGAGUGUGCCAGGAUGGCAUUACUGGCAGCGGGGAGUGUCGCUGUCAUGAAGGCUUCCACGGCACAGCCUGUGAGAUGUGUGAAGUGGGCAGAUAUGGAACAGGUUGUAAAUCAGUGUGUACUUGCAGAAAUGGAAUCUGUAAUGAUGGCUUGCACGGAGAUGGGAGCUGCAAAUGUUUCCAAGGUUGGGAGGGCAUCACCUGUGAAAGAAGAAUUGGGAUUGAUUUGUGUAACAACACUUGCCACCUGAUGGCCAAUUGCAUUAAUGGCUCUGUGGAUUCCCUGCCUAUUUGCUCCUGCUCUGCUGGAUACACUGGGAAUGGAACAUAUUGCUCAGAAAUAAAUCCAUGUGUGACUGAUAAUGGUGGUUGCUCCAUAUAUGCAACAUGUAUUAAUGUUUCUGCUGGAGAGAAUACCUGCACUUGUAAGGAAGGCUAUGCUGGAGACGGGACUCUGUGCCAGGAAAUAGAUGGCUGUCUAGAGCGCAAUGGGAAUUGCCACAGCUAUGCAGAGUGCACUAAAACAGGCCCAAAUCUGGUUGCUUGUAACUGUCUUCCUGGCUACAGUGGAGAUGGUGUGCAACAAUGUGUCCCCAUCAAUCUUUGCAGUGAGAAUAAUGGAGGCUGUAGUCAAUUUGGUUUCUGCAAGUACACUGGACCUGGAACUCGAAACUGCUCCUGUGGUUGGGGCCAAGUUGGAGAUGGGUUCACUUGCAGAGGCAGCGUGUAUCAGGAGCUCCUGAGAAGCAAAGCAGCAUCCGAGUUCUUUAAGCAGAUACUGGCCUUCAAAAUCAAGGAGUUAAGUGGAGAGGGGCCUUUCACCAUCUUUGUUCCACAUGCGGAUUCAAUACAAAACAGUACAACGUUCAGUGAAUGGACGAACAAAAGCCUCAUCAAAGAUUUGCUUCGCUAUCACAUAGUGAGUUGUCAGAAACUGCUGGCCAGCGAACUGGAGACACACAAGUCCAUCACGGCUUUGUCAGGACACAGAAUAAGGAUUGUGGUGAAAGAGAAUAGCGUGCAUCUAAAUGAGGAGGCAACGAUCAUCACCAGUGACAUUGUUGGCAAGAAUGGGGUGAUCCAUAUCAUUGACAAGAUUUUAAUCCCAGCAGAUUUGCAGAGUGAGAACAUUUCUUCCCAUUUAGCACAGCAAAGCAUCACUGAGGUGGCAGAAGCAUAUGGCUACAAAAUCUACAGCAAACUACUGAGGGUAAAUGGUUUGAAUUCUCUAGGAAGACUGUCUAGUUCUGGGCUAUGUGGAUCCUUCAUGCAGACACUGUAUGUAUUUGUUGUUUCCAUGUUGUCUUGUGUCUCUGGACAGGAAGCAGAACUGCUAUCUCUGGUUAACAACUCUGCUCACAGACCCUUCACCAUGCUGUGGCCUACUGAUGCUGUAUUUAAUGCCCUGCCUAAGAAGAUGCAAUCGUGGUUGUACAAUAAAGACCACAGGGACAAGCUGGCAGCCUAUCUCAAAAUGCACAUGAUUAGGGAUACGAAGGUUGUAGCUGGUAACCUGCCACACAUUGCUUCUGUAAGGACCAUGCAUGGAUCCACCAUCUCAUUCAGCUGCAGCAAGAGCAAUGUCGGAGAGCUCUUGGUGGACAAUGGCAAUGCUAAGAUUGUCCAGAGGCACAUGGAGUUUGAUGGGGGCAUUGCCUAUGGCAUUGAUCAGCUGUUGGAGCCCCCAAACCUGGGAUCCCGCUGUGAUGAUUUCCUCUCUGUUGAGCUUAGGGGUUCAGUUGAGAGCUGUGGUGUUUGUGGUUUUGAGCCUUCCUGUCCCGCUGGAUCAGUUGAACGGGGCAAAAGCCAGUCUUGCUUUUAUUACUUGAAUCCAUUUUCCAGGCUCUCUCUUUUUUCACGCCGCAACUAUCUGUUAUCAAGACCUCAUUGGUACUCGUCAGUGUCUGAUAGCGACGGUCGCAGGUAUUCUCUUCGGAGAUCCCUGACAAAAGGGUGCAAGAGAGUCUGUUUCUCCACCAGCUGGGUACCGCAGUGCUGUGCAAACCAUUAUGGAAGGGACUGUCAUGUCUGCCCAGGAGGGCUGGAGGCUCCCUGCAGUAACCGUGGUACUUGUGAUGAUAGGAUCAAUGGGUCAGGACGAUGCAACUGCACCGAGGCUUUCAUUGGGACAGCUUGUGAACUGUGCGCGCCAGGCAGAUACGGGCCGGACUGCCAAGAGUGUAAGUGCACAGAGAAUGGGAUGUGUAAUGAAGGACUGAAUGGGGAUGGAAUCUGUUUCUGCACUGAGGAAUGGACAGGAGAGCGCUGCGAAACCAAACUAGCUGCAACACCGGUGUGUUCCCCAGCUUGCCACCCCAAUGCCUCCUGCCGAGCUGAGAAUAUCUGUGAAUGCAACUUACAUUAUGAAGGAGAUGGCAGAACUUGCACAGUGAUUGAUCAGUGCCGGGAUGACAACGGAGGGUGCAGUGAGCAUGCCAACUGCACUCAGGUGGGUGUUCACCUCUCUUGUACCUGCCUUCCGGAUUACCAAGGAGAUGGCUACGUCUGCAGCCCCAUAGACAGGUGUGCGGAUGGCAGGAAUGGAGACUGCAGCGAGCACGCCUUGUGCAUCAGCACUGGGCCAAAUGCUCGGAAGUGUGAGUGCAAAGCAGGUUAUGUUGGCAAUGGAAUCCAGUGCCUGGAGGAAGCUGUGCCACCCACCAAUCGCUGCCUGGAAGAGAAUGGGUACUGCCACCCCGAGGCCAUUUGCACUGAUCUGCACUUUCAGGACAAAACCAUUGGUGUGUUCCACCUCCAGUCACCAAGAGGGAAAUACACCUUCACCUACGUGGAGGCUGAGGCUGCCUGCAUGGCCGAAGAUGCUGCUUUGGCCACUCUCCAGCAGCUCUCAGCAGCUCAGCAGAUGGGUUUCCAUCUGUGCUUAGUUGGUUGGCUCAGUAAUGGUACCGCAGGAUACCCGACCGUGUACCCGACUGCCAGCUGUGGCUCCAACCACGUUGGCAUUGUGGAUUAUGGCUCCCGAAAAAACCUGACUGAGAGGUGGGAUGCUUUCUGCUACAGAGCUAAAGAUGUGAGGUGUAAUUGUAGAGAUGGUUUCAUUGGAGAUGGCUACUCCUGCAGUGGAAAUCUCCUGGCUGUGCUGGCUGAGCACUCCAACUUUUCAACCUUCUAUUCCAUGUUACUGGAUUACACCAACACCACGCAAGAUGGACUUGAGUUCCUCAACUUCCUCUCCAAUGACACCGCAUAUAAAACUCUCUUUGUACCCUUGAAUUCUGGCUUUGGGGUCAAUAUGACAUUAACAUGGGAGGAAGUGAAGCUCCAUGUCUCCCUGAGUGAUGUCUCCCUCUUGAGCUUCAAUCUCACCAACGGUACCGUUAUACCUUCCUGCUCUGGCUACAAUCUUCUCAUUGCAGAUGCUCCCCUGCUGAAUAGCACUCAACCCCCUGGUUCCAAAGUGGUUAAUAAUACUCUGAUCGUACAGUGGGACAUUCUGACCUUCAAUGGAAUCAUUCAUGCCAUCGAGGAGCCACUUAGGAUGCCUGUGCAUCUGGCUCAGGUUACUAAUGCUAUGGAAUCAUCUCAUCCUGUGACCACUGGGGUAACAUCAGCUGUUGGUGUAGUGCUGCUGCUAUUAGCUGUUGCUGGAGUGUCCUAUUACUACCAAAAAAUAAAAAACCCAGGAUUCCAGUUCCACUACUUUCAGGCUGACCUGGAAGAGGAAGAGCAGGCCAGGAACCCGCCCUUAGUGUCAUUCCCAAACCCUAUCUUUGGGGACCAGAGUUUGAUGUGUGACCCAUUUGAGGACUCUUUCAGGGGGGAAGAUUUUUCAGACACCCACAGAAUUCUUGAGUAAAGCAUACACCAAGCCAAACAGAAGGGGGAAAAAACCACUGUCGUCGUCUUGCUGCAUGCUAGUGCUAAGUGGAGCUUGCCCACAGGUCCUGCACGUGGUAAGCAGAUGAAGAGUGAGCUACUGGUUAACAUUAAACCAAACAAACUCAUCAGCUAAGAUACCUCAGUUGAACUACCCUAAGACAGAUGUACUUGCAGUUACUCUGAUUAGUGAAUGUCCUUGUUGAUGCAGUUAAGAAAAUCUUCACUGGAACAGCAAAUGUGUGACUCUAAGGUGACAGUUGGAGCUCUGCACUGAUAUUCUUCCAUAACUGUAGGAGGGGAAAUUCACUGCAGACAUCUGAAGAACAUUGCUUUAAAAUAACAGUACCAUGUGUAAAAUAUAGCCAGUACUACACAGUCACAAUCCUCCAGGAUUGAGUUACAUAUAUAAAAUAGAAUGUGGAUGGAGUGACACACAGCAUCUGAUAGCUGGAAAACAGUCUUGUCCGAAAACCUAAUGAUGCUAAGCCUUUAAAGUGGGGAGCAUGACAAACUGCUUUUUAUUCAACUGCUAUGUUUUGCUUUAAUCAAGUGAUGACUCCUCAAACAGGCUUAGACUGAAGUCUGUGCACAUUGCACUGUUUUGCGGUUCUUCAAUAAA
Molecule: messenger RNA, 8678 nt
Organism: Gopherus flavomarginatus (Mexican gopher tortoise)
Lineage: Eukaryota; Metazoa; Chordata; Testudines; Testudinidae
Gene: STAB1
Product: stabilin 1
Exons: 69
Coding region: 159-8036 (2625 amino acids)
Biological process (GO): cell adhesion
Molecular function (GO): calcium ion binding; hyaluronic acid binding
Source: RefSeq, a predicted model, not a curated record